Molecule: messenger RNA, 1024 nt
Organism: Filobasidium floriforme
Lineage: Eukaryota; Fungi; Basidiomycota; Tremellomycetes; Filobasidiales; Filobasidiaceae
Product: helicase associated domain-containing protein
Exons: 8
Coding region: 80-913 (277 amino acids)
Cellular component (GO): intracellular anatomical structure; spliceosomal complex
Molecular function (GO): RNA binding
Source: RefSeq, a predicted model, not a curated record
CGACGAAUUGGAACCGGCUUACUGACUUUUGCGAUACUCACUGAUAUAUGGCACAGAUGCUCCUGCACCGGAAACCAUCAUGCGUGCACUGGAACUGCUCAACUACCUCGCGGCUCUGGAUGAUGACGGUGGUAUGACCCCGCUGGGGCAGAUUAUGGCCGAGUUCCCCUUGGACCCCCAGCUGGCCAAGAUGCUCAUCUGCAGUCCCGAGUUUGGAUGCAGUAACGAGAUCUUGAGUUUGACGGCGAUGUUGUCCGUCCCAAAUGUGUUUGUCCGUCCCAACAACGCUCGAAAGGAGGCCGACAUGGCCAAAGCUCAGUUUACGCAUCCCGACGGUGAUCACUUGACAAUGCUGAACGUUUACCACGCUUUCAAGUCGAAUGAACACGACAAGCAGUGGGCAUGGAACAACUUUUUGUCGCAGAGGUCGCUGCAGCAAGCCGACAAUGUUCGAGCCCAAUUGCGUCGAUCAAUGGAGAAGUACGAUCUGGAUCUAGUUUCAACCGCGUUUGAAGACAAGAACUAUUGGCUCAACAUCCGGAAGGCUCUUACGGUCGGAUUCUUCAUGCAAGUUGCCCACAGGGAGGGAGAAAAGGGAGCCUACAACACCGUCAAGGACGGUCAGAUUGUCAAGCUGCACAAAUCGUGUGGUUUGGACACCAACCCAGAGUGGGUGCUCUACAACGAGUUCGUGUUGACGACGGCCAACUUCAUCCGCACAGUUACCGAGAUCCGGGGAGAAUGGCUUUUGGAAUACGCACCGCAAUACUUUGACUUGGACACUUGGAACGAAGAGCACCGAAAAGGCGAGACCUUCAAAGCUGUCAAGGCCCUGAAAGAGCGGUUGAUGGGGCGACGAGGCAAAUCUGAUGGCGCCGGAGCCAUCAAGGACAAGAAGCGAAAGACACACUGAAGAAAGAUUGUCGCGUCGACAAGUUGUACACUGGGUUUCAAGCGAUCGCCAUAGACAAUCAAGAGCGAUCGAAAUGUUUCAUUAUGCAUAAGCAGCUGGUUCGCCAAGACU